GCCAUCCGCCGCCACUAGACACUAGUAGCCAGCCACUCCGCUUGCCUGUCGCUGUGGCUUGUACCGCGGCCACUGCUCUCGCUGCGCUUGCCACCAACGCUACCUCCGCUGGUAUUUAGAGGAGCCCCCGGCCUCCCACUCCCUUCGCCUCCGCGUCGUUGCGUGUUGCGGCCUCGCCAGUCGCCCCGCCUAACUUUCCUCUGCCUUCUCCACUCCUCACUCCACCCUGCUCCGUCCCUGAUCCACUGCCUGCCGCGCCGCCGCUGCAUUCCUUCCCAGUCCUCUGUUCUUCUCUGAGACAUGUCGAAGGUGUUAGGUCUUGUAGUGUAGCUACCUCCCCGUUUGUCACACAUUGCCUCCUGCGGCCUUCCUUCCCCUGUUCGGAGGCCGAGUAAACCGACUGACUCUGGUGGCAUGAUGCUCCCGUGUGCAGAAAAUUGUGGUGAAGCUGGAUUUGCAUGACAACAAGGACAAGCAGAAGGCUCUCAAGGCCGUCUCCGUGCUCGUCGGCAUCGACGCCGUCUCGGUGGACAUGGGGGCGCACAAGAUGACGGUGAUCGGCACGGUGGACCCGGUGGACGUGGUGAGCAAGCUGCGCAGCAAGUCCUGCGCCGCGCACAUCGACUCCGUCGGCCCCGCCAAGGAGCCCGAGAAGGAGGAGAAGAAGGAGGGCGACGGCGCCAAGAAGGAAGGCGACGGCAAGAAGGAAGAGGGGGACGGCAAGAAGGAAGGCGACGGCGCCAAGAAGGAAGGCGACGGCAAGAAGGAAGAGGGGGACGGCAAGAAGGAAGGCGACGGCGCCAAGAAGGAAGGCGAGGGCAAGAAGGAGGGCGACGGCAAGAAGGAGGAAGGCGGCGGCGGCGGGGGCGAGAAGAAGCCCGCCGCGGUGGCCCCGAUGCCGUUCCCGCUGCACCACCUGCCGCCGCCGUACAUGAACAUGGUCACGGCGGACUACAUGAACCAGUACCGCCCGCCGCCGCCGCCGCCCCCGGCGUACCACCCGUACGCGCCGCCGCCCUACUACUACGUGCGGAACAUGAGCAUGGAGGAGAACCCCAACUCCUGCGCCAUCUGCUGAAGAACAAGGUACAAGUAAUCGGAAGGAAGGAAGCCUUCGAUCGCCGGCCGCUUUCUCGCGCUGCAUGAGACCGAUCGAGGUAGGCGAACCAACGCACGUACGUGCCCCAUCCAUGUGUACAUCCGUCGUCGUCGAUCGUAUUGUUAUUAUUAUUAUGAGAUGAGAUGAGAUGACAAGACAAACAAAAAUCAAACCUAGUUUUGCGAGCCGAAACUAGCAGUUAAUUUGUAUCAACCUAAAUUUUAGCUGAAUUUUGUGAUGAGUAGUGCGUGCA
Panicum virgatum (switchgrass) is the source of this 1352-nucleotide messenger RNA. RefSeq names its product heavy metal-associated isoprenylated plant protein 39-like. Gene Ontology annotation, molecular function: metal ion binding. Bases 533 to 1078 code for a protein of 181 amino acids. The record is from RefSeq and is a predicted model, not a curated record. The transcript is spliced from 3 exons. NCBI's taxonomy places the organism in Eukaryota, Viridiplantae, Streptophyta, Magnoliopsida, Poales, Poaceae.